AUAUAAGUCUGAUAGAUGAACAUUAUAUCAUUUCUGGUACUGUAUGCUUAGUAGAUUGCAAAGAAAGUUCAUGUAGUAUGGGAUUGAUUUCCCAUAAAUCAGCAAAAAUACGGAACAAAUAUAAUAUUAAAUUCUUAUCUGCCAAUAUCUCUAAACCACAAAGUUGUGUUCAUUUAGGUAAUAGAAUACUACAGUUUUCAGAAGCUGUAUUAGGUAUUACAAGUGGAAUUCCCAUUAUUGGGCUUUCAAUAUAAUACAUUUAACGUUGUAUAUCUAAUAUUGAAAUGAAAAAGACAAGUAACAAAGGACAAACAUAUGCUUCCAGUCAAGAAGACAGUGAAAAUGACAGUGAUGAAACUGAAUGUAGUAUUGGUAGUAAUUCAACAGCUGGAACCCAUCGUAGCGAUACACCUACACGCAGUGCUCGUUAUAGAAGAAAAGGUCGCCGUAGAAGCAAAACUGCAAAGUAUAAAUCUUGCACAGAUAAACCUCUUUAUAAAUACUGCUGCAGUGUUAAGGAAGAUCAUGGGCAACCAUUGUUUGGCGUACAGUUUAAUCACCAUUUAAAAGAAGGAGAACCAUUGAUAUUUGCUUCUGUAGGAAGUAAUCGAGUAAGCAUUUAUGAAUGUCCCGAAGGAGGCAAUAUUAGACUACGUCAGUGCUAUGCAGAUCCUGAUCCAGAAGAAAAUUUUUAUACUUGUACUUGGACUUAUGAUGACUCUGGGAAACCUCUACUAGCAGUGGCAGGAUCACGCGGUGUAGUUAGAGUAAUCAGUCCUGUAACCAUGACAUGUAUUAAACAUUAUAUUGGGCAUGGUCAUGCAAUAAAUGAAUUAAAAAUUCAUCCUAAAGACCCAAAUAUAUUGCUCUCAGCAUCGAAAGAUCAUGCUCUGAGGUUAUGGAAUAUAAAAACAGAUGUGUGUAUAGCAAUUUUUGGUGGAGUUGAAGGUCACAGAGAUGAAGUCUUAAGCGCAGAUUUUGAUAUGAAAGGAGAACGUAUUAUUUCAUGUGGCAUGGAUCAUGCCUUAAAACUAUGGUCACUAGAUAAACCAGAUAUGCAGGAAGCAAUAAAGCAAUCCUAUUACUGUAAUCCCAGUCGUAAUGGGAGACCUUUUGAUUCUAUACUGCAACAUUUUCCAGACUUCACUACACGUGAUGUACAUCGUAAUUAUGUUGAUUGUGUUAAAUGGUAUGGUGACUUUAUUUUAAGUAAAUCUUGUGAAAACUGUAUUGUAUGUUGGAAACCAGGCCGUCUUGAAGAUUCUCAAUUGCGUAACGGAGAAACGAGUGCUACAGUUUUACAUCGAUUUGAAUUUAAAGAAUGUGAUAUAUGGUUUAUAAGAUUUUCAAUGGAUUUCUGGCAACGCACAAUAGCUUUAGGAAAUCAAGUUGGCAGGACGUAUGUAUGGGAUUUAGAAGUUGAUGAACCUGGUCAAGCACGUUGUUAUUCGCUCCAACAUCCUAGAUGUACUGCACCUAUACGCCAGACUAGUUUAAGUAGAGAUGGCUCAGUUUUAUUAUGUGUUUGUGACGAUGCUACUGUAUGGAGAUGGAACCGUGAACAUUAAUAUUUAUGUAAUACAUAAAAAGGUGCCUUCAUAUUUACAGAAUGUACUGCAUUAAGUGGUUACUUACUGCCUUUUAAUAUGGAGAAUCAUAAAGUUAUUCUUAUUAACAAUAGGUUGUUUAUUUAUUAGACAAUUCUUGUCAGAUAAUUGUACUAAUUUUAAUUCAUAAUUAAUUUAUGAAAAAAUUUAAUUUUGAGUAUUCAUGCAUACUAUUAUUAGUAUAUCUUGUAGUUGUAUGACUGGAAUUAAUUUUAGACAUAACUAUUGCAUAUAUAUAUAUAUAUACAUAAACAAUUUGUAAUUACAGGAACAAUGCGUAUAUAUUUCUAUUUUUUCAUAUACAGUAUUUUUAGAAAUUGUAUAAUGUUCAUGUCAGAAAAUAAAAUAUUCUGUACAUGUACUUAAUUUCAUCAUCAAUUUAUACAAUAAUGAAAUUUAUGCAAUAUCAGUUCAAAAUAUGAAAAAAUUAAUCUUCAGGAAAUACAAAAUUAUCAAAUACAAAUUGAAAUAUGCUAGAAGGAUAUUUUGAA
This is a messenger RNA of Nomia melanderi (Alkali bee), 2098 nucleotides long. Its product is annotated as polycomb protein EED. Gene Ontology annotation, molecular function: protein binding. Lineage: Eukaryota; Metazoa; Arthropoda; Insecta; Hymenoptera; Halictidae. The record is from RefSeq and is a predicted model, not a curated record.